AUGAAUUUGGAAUCUUAAUAUUAAGAAUUCUAAGAAGAGAAAAUUAAUAUUCCUACAAUUAAUAUAGAAAAUACAAUCAAUAGUAAUCAAAAAAGAUCAAGUUUUUUUCGAUUGAUUCAAUAUUCACUAUAAUAUAAAUUGCUAUUGUUUUUUGGAAAUUUAGGAUUGUUAAUUACUUCAAUUUCAAUGGUAGCAUUACCAUACUUAACAGGGUAUUAUAUAUAUAUAAUCUUAGGAAAAUGAUUGAUUCCAUAACAAAAUCUAAAUUUUUUAACUUUAUAAUUCAUAGGGUUAACAAUUGUAACUGCUUUUUUUACUUUUUUAAAUUCAUAUGCUUAUAAUAUUCUAGGAGAAAAAAUAACAUUUCAUCUAAGAAAUGAAUUAUUUUAAAGUUUAAUUUUAAAAGACAUUGAAUUUUUUGAUUCUAAUAGAUCUGGAGAAUUAAUAUCUAGACUUUCAUCUGAUAUAUCUGUAAUAAAUAAAGGAACCAAUAAUUCUAUUUCUACAGUUUUAAAAAAUGCUAUUUAAGUUAUAGGUAGUUUGAUUUUAUUAUGUUUUAUAAGUUGGAGAUUAACACUUGUAUUAUUUUGUGUGAUUCCUCCUUCUGUAAUUAUAGCAAUUAUAUUUGUUAAAAAAUAUAAGCAAUUAAGAAAGGAAUAUUAAUAAUCCAUAGCUUACUCUACUUAAAUAGCUUCAGAAGUCUUAAGUAAUAUGAGGAUUGUAAGAUCUUUUUCAACAGAGGAAAGAGAAAGCAACUCAUAUAAAAAGGCUAAUUAAGAUGUUUAUUAUUUUGGUAAUAAACUAGCAAUUUUAGGAAGUUAAUUUAUGGCUAUUGGAAUCGUUUUAGCUUAUAGUGUUAUAUUAGCUAUUUUGUAUUAUGGUGGAAGUCUAGUAAUUGAUGGAUAAUCAACAAUAGGAGAUUUAAGUUCUUUUGUAUUAUAUACCUUAACUAUGACUAGUAUAAUAUUAUUUUAUAUUAGUUUCUCUUUUGUCCUUAAGUGGAACAAUGAAUGAGAUGAUAUCUGCUGCUGCUGUCUCUGAAAAGAUUUUUGAUAUAAUAGAUCAUCCAAUUAAAAUACGAAAUGGUACUUUGGAUGCAUCUAAUAUAUCUGGUUAAAUUAAUAUAUCAAAUGUAACAUUUUGUUAUCCAACUAAAUAAAAUGUGAUGAGUUUAAAAAAGAUAUGCUUAGAGAUUAAUUAAGGGGAAGUUGUAGCAUUUGUUGGAUAAAGUGGUAGUGGAAAGUCCACUAUUGUUUAAUUGUUAUAGAGAUUUUAUGAUUCUGGAUAAGGAUCAAUUUUAUUUGACAAUAUAGAUAUUAAAGAGUAUAAUCUAAAGUAGCUGCAUAAUUAAAUAGGAUUUGUUGCACAAGAACCAACUUUAUUUUCUGGUACAUUGAAAGAUAAUAUUACAUAUGGUGUAGAUACUUUCACUUAAGAAGAUAUUGAUAAUGCAAUGAAAUUAGCUAAUGCGUAUGAUUUUGUGACAGAUAUGUCAAUAUUUCCAGAUGGAUUAGAAACUAUAGUAGGAGAAAGAGGAGUGAAAUUAUCAGGAGGUUAAAAAUAGCGUAUUGCUAUUGCUAGAGCUUUGAUAAAGAACCCUAAAAUAUUGAUAUUUGAUGAAGCAACCAGUGCUUUAGAUUCUGAAUCUGAAUUUUAAGUUUAAAAGGCUAUUGAUGAUCUUGUUUAAUCAGGUUAAAAGACUAUUAUUAUAAUUGCUCAUAGAUUAUCCACUGUAAUUAAUUCUAACAAAAUUAUUGUAGUCUAAAAUGGAUAAAUAGUUGAAUAAGGAAAGCAUCUAGAAUUAAUAGAAAAAAAUGGUGUUUAUAAACAAUUAAUUGAAAGACAAUUGUAAUGA
This is a messenger RNA of Paramecium sonneborni, 1855 nucleotides long. Lineage: Eukaryota; Ciliophora; Oligohymenophorea; Peniculida; Parameciidae. The record is from the annotation of a GenBank genome assembly.